Drosophila melanogaster (fruit fly) is the source of this 1960-nucleotide messenger RNA. RefSeq names its product jdp (gene jdp). The transcript is spliced from 5 exons. The record is from RefSeq and is marked reviewed. Bases 101 to 688 code for a protein of 195 amino acids. Lineage: Eukaryota; Metazoa; Arthropoda; Insecta; Diptera; Drosophilidae.
CAGUUCGACUUUCGACGCGCUGCCAGAAACAUCGUGAGCGCCGCUUAUCCCAAAAAAAACAUAUAUAAAUUCCCGACCGAUCCCAGGAAUAACUGACGCAAUGAGCGCCGUUGAUGCUAUAAUCAAUUACAAGCGCAGUCCCAACGAGGACUUCUACGGUCUGCUCCAUUGCGAUGAGAACUCAUCGCCCGAGCAGAUCCAGGCCGAGUACAAAGUCCUGGCCCUUCAGUACCAUCCCGACAAGAACUCCGGCGACAAGGAGGCGGAGGCCAAGUUCCAGCAGUUAAAGGAGGCCAAGGAAACCUUGUGCGAUCCCGAAAAGAGGGCCAUCUACGACAAGUGGCGCAACAGCGGCAUCUCGAUGAGCUACAAACAGUGGCUGGGCAUGAAGGAGCAUGUCGGUCAGGUGAGAAGAUACACGAUUGCCGAGAAAGUGGAUAAAGAGUCCAUGCACUGGGUAACACCCAAGACCAAGGAUCGCAUGCUGCCCGAGACCGGUGGAGCAGCUGCCCAGGGACCUGGAACCGGUGCAGGAUGCAGCAGCGGUGGCCUGACCGCAGCAUCCCCCAAUCCCGCCCACCGGCGGGCCUCGGAGGGCGGGGCGGCCUUGUACUACGGGAGUCGCAAGGGCGAGUGGGGCGGCGAGAACACCGAUGUGGCCAACAAGUUCCGCAACUACGAGAUCUAAGAGGGUCGUCGGCCACAUAUAGAUGUUUCAAUUUUAAAAAUAUUUCAAGUCAAACCGAUGAGCGAGCAGGAGGAGUUGGGUGUCUAUCCCGAAAGUUAUGCAAUUAUAUCAAAAUAUUCUGAAAGGGAAACAAAGUUUAUUAUCGAUGUGUAACUUAAGCGUUGCGAACCACAGAGCACAGAUACUCUUAUAUAGAUGUUUAUAGGUGUACAAAUAAAAAAUAUAUAGAAAAAUGGUAAUUAACUAACGUAUAUUUAAGUGAAAGAAACUGUAAUUUCAAUAAACUCCCCCGAUGAAAAAUCCCAGGCGGAGCGGCAAGAAUUUUAAGUUGAAGUAAUUAGUCAAAUUUUAUCGCAGUCAUGCAUAUAUGAAUAUACACACCAUAUACUAUAUAUAUAUUUAUGUAAUCAGUGUAUUUGUAUAUCGAUGUUUCAAGUACCAUGAAUGUACCAAGACAAUCCCUUGGCAGCAAACAAAACUAAACUAAAGCUAAUGCUAAAGCUGUAACUGAAACUAAACUAUUACUUAACUGGUGACAGUCUAGCGAUUCACCCACCACGAGCCAGAAAAUGAGAACAUAUUGAAAGACAUGGCAAAGCGAAUUUAAACCUCUAUACACACGACACAUUUGCAUAGUCAAAAAAAGUAAAUCUCACUCGGUGUCCUUUUUAAAUGCAACAUUGCGAAAAGCUCCACUGAACUGUUUUCCCUACCUGAAAAAUCAUUUUCGCAGAAAAUCAACAAAAAAAAAAAAAAAUGUGACAAAAUAUCAAAGAAAAAUCAAACAAAAAAAAAGUGCAGAGUUUAUAUAAAUGUUUUGAUGGAUAGAGCGGUGAACUUUUCAACUUAUACAUAUAGCAGAGAUUAUUGUCAUUAUUAUUGUACUAUUAUGCGCAGCGCAGAGAAAUAAUUACUACAUAAAUGUUGUUGCUGGAUUUAAAUGCAUUACUUAUACAACUACAUAUGAAAAUUGUUUUAAGACAUACUCUAUUGAAUUUAUUCAAAUACACACAUAUUGCGGAUAGAGCAGACCAGAUCCAGAUCAAAUCGGAACAGAAAGGGAGGAACAGCUGCAAGCCAAAGGCGUGACCCCGCGACCCCCGACCCCUUAGAAGGGGCGGUGGGCGGGGCUCCAGCUAGUACUAGCAAUUACACAUUAAUUAGUGUUGGUUCUAACUUAGCUGGCGAAUGUUACACGCAGCGAGCGAUCAGAUCACAAAUAAAUCAAAUUUUUGAAAGGGGUUCCCACUCCUGGCGGAACCUCAGGUAUUC